AUGCCUUUUGAGUAUCCAGAAUGGGCGCGAUGGUACAAGAAGCCAUCGUAUGUUGAUGUCAGUCAGUUCGCAACAGCUAUCAGGGAAAGGGCUGGGUCGGCAUCAAAUCCAAAUACACCAAUUGCAACUCCUCGUGCCAGUCUCGACCUCAAACGGCGUCCCAGCACUGACAUCCCACGGAAACUGCGUCUGGAGAGGAUCCUCAAGAAUCAAACAUGCAGCCCGAUGUCGCUAUAUGACUUCUACAUGUACCUGAAGUACAUUGAGCAUUCAUCUGAGAACCUCGAAUUCUACAUCUGGUUCAAGAACUACCAAGCAGGUCGCUUGACUGCAUUCCCAGAACUCCCACGAGCUCUUACUCCAGUCGAUAGCAACAGUUUCUCCAAUUCGGAGUCGAGUUUGGCCAAACCGGACAACGAUGACAAGUUCCAACCCGAACCAACAACCACUGAUGCCGAGAACCAAGAUAGCCUCAACUUUGAAGAUAGUGAGAUAUAUGCGCGCAUUGCACAAUUCGUCUCACCCUUAAACUCAUGUGGUGCUCAAGGAUGCGGCAGCAAUUCACCUCUCUACAAACGUCCAUUCUCACUUGUCGAAAAGAUCCGUACUGAAGAAGAGGCCAAAGAAGCAGGAAAGACAUCAACUGAGAUUCGUGAUCUUCGUCGCACAGAACUUGAGACUAUCAAAGCUCUCUUCCUCGUUCCUGGCGCACCCAAAGAACUCAACAUCCCAGCUCCAAUGCGCAAGAAGGUGCUUGAUGCGAUUGAGACCUCAACAGAAGCCAAGCACCUCGAACCUAUCGCCGAACACUGCUACCUUCUGCUCAAGUCAUGUUCGCACAGAAACUUUGUCCGACUUGGUGUUUCCAACGGUACAUUCGAAACUGUUUGCAUGGCCACUGGCCUCGGCAUAGUUCUUACUGUCACUGGUUUCCUCUGUAUGCUUCUCCUUGCAUUCGAAUCGCCUGGCUUCCGCCAGUCAUCAAGAUGGAGAGGUAUCGGCGUAUGGCCAAUGUGGGCUACCGGUGGUGGAUUGAUUCUGUCAGGAAUUCGUGGGAGUUGUUUCUUCCUCCUCUUAUUCUCACGCCGCCAGCCACUGCCCUGGGAAAGAUUCGAAGACGAAGGUGGCGCUACACAGAAACGGUCGCGCUUCAUUCGACUCGUCUCCAAACUCAUGAUCUUCGACCGGAAACUCAAAGUCAAAGACGACAACCUUCGACGCUUACAAAGGAAGGUCGUCAUUCAAAGCUUGGCUGGUGGGAUGGGACUGGCGACGAUACUAGUAAUUGUUUUCCUCUGUCUUCCCAUCUGGGCGAAGAUUUGA
Mollisia scopiformis is the source of this 1323-nucleotide messenger RNA. RefSeq lists its product as uncharacterized. The record is from RefSeq and is a predicted model, not a curated record. NCBI's taxonomy places the organism in Eukaryota, Fungi, Ascomycota, Leotiomycetes, Helotiales, Mollisiaceae. The transcript is spliced from 4 exons. The coding region runs from base 1 to 1323 and encodes 440 amino acids.